Molecule: messenger RNA, 1539 nt
Organism: Fonsecaea nubica
Lineage: Eukaryota; Fungi; Ascomycota; Eurotiomycetes; Chaetothyriales; Herpotrichiellaceae
Exons: 5
Coding region: 1-1539 (512 amino acids)
Source: RefSeq, a predicted model, not a curated record
AUGGCGAGCGAUCAUCCUCGACAUGCCAGCAAAUGGGACGCGGCGAAGAAGAAGGCGGGAGGCGAUGCUGGGUUCGAAUUCGUCUUGAUGGGAGCUGAUGGCGCUCUGGACAAGGCGGGGAUCAGCCAAAUAAGGGCACAUACUACGAGAGAACUGCAUCGGACGAGACGGCAGACUGGCCAGGUCGUACCACGGCGACGCCGCAAUCGCGCCGGUAACAUCUUCUUUGGCUCUCAAUUCGAUCCAUUUCGGUCUCUGCCACAGCUGGCGAUAGAAGAACACAUACCAGGGAUCCUGGACGAGGUCAAGCAUAAUGUUUUCGCUGUAUAUAAUCAGAAAAGGAUGCAACAGAGCGUAUGGCCCGAAGGGACCAAAGACAGCACGUUCUUCACUUCCAUGCUGCUUCUGUGUUCGGUCCAUCUCGACGGGCUAAAUGCAAAGUCGACGUCGCCCACGACUACUGCUUUGAAGCUGGAAGCCAUGCGCCGUGUUCGCACUCUUAUCCAGCAGCCCUCCCAGGUUGCUAUCAUCAGCUGCAUCGCGGCCGUCGCUUCUCUUGCCACGUGUGCAUUAGUUCGUGGAGAGCCGGCAGGGGCUGAAGAAUAUGUCAUCCACCGCAAUGCUUAUGCGGUUCUCAUCAAAGAGGCGGAGAAUAUGAACAUGUUUCAAGAUUCAAGAUUCUGCAAGGACGUGCUGAGGAUUAUCCUAAUGAUUGCAAUCUCGAGAAGAUGCCACAUACCGGUGCCUGGCUUGGCUCCUCCAAUAGAUCCACAAACGGCGUAUAAGGAAUACGAACAGGUCUUCGAAGAUAGAUGGCAUUCAAGACUUCAAGCUGACCCAGAGCUUUAUUCCCCUUUUUACGAUGGGCGAAUAGACCCUAGCGAAGAUCCGUUCCCCUUGCUGAAACGCGACCACCUGCGACUCCUCCUUCAGAUGAUGCAGUCAGUGGUCAAAAUCUGGCUUCGGCGAAGUACCUGUUCCUCGCAACAUCAACUGAUCGCGGACGCAACGAUAUCGAUGUCACUGGGCCAGCGCAUAUUGGCCAUGCCGUCUUCGAAGGUGCCCGACUUGCCGUCCGCGGACGAUCACGUCUACGAGGCAUGCAGAUUGACCUCGGUGUUGUUGAUCCGAUCGGUGGAGAGCAACAGGCAUUGGCGUUCUGUGGCGCGAGGGACUUCCAUACUUGAGGAGAUCCGUGAUGCUCUUCAAAAGACCGACUUGGACAACCUCUGGGACAAGGAGAUUGGUCUUCUCUACUAUGUCGUGUUGAUCUUCCACAGCGCAACCUUUAACACGCCGCAUUACUUGCUCGGUCAUAUUCUGCAGAUCAGGGUACAUUUUGCAUUGACCUACUCCUACGAUGAUUGGAUCGGGGGCAUGCAACCAAUGUUGACUGUCUUCGAGUUGAUGCCGAACAAGGAGUUCAGUUUGCCAGCACGCUCUAUAACAUCGGGUCCUACAGCCGCUUACGUGGAGAGAUUGGCCGAUCUCCAGUUGACUCCCGAGCCUGACAGUGAGGCACUCGCGUCAGAAUACUGA